Molecule: messenger RNA, 2892 nt
Organism: Chara braunii
Lineage: Eukaryota; Viridiplantae; Streptophyta; Charophyceae; Charales; Characeae
Source: the annotation of a GenBank genome assembly
CACUUCCACCCAGCCGUACACGAAGGAGGAGGAGAAGAUGGCCGCCAUCCUGAGGGAAAGAAAAGAGAAGAAAGAGGCCAAGAAGAAGGCCCUACAGGAGGAGCAGGAGGCCAAGUUGAAGAAGAUAGAGGAAGAGAUGGCCAGAGAGAAGGAGAGAAUAAAGAAAGAAGAAGAGGAGAAGCUGAAAGAGGUGGAAGAGGAAGAGGAGGAAGAUGAAACGCCACUGCAAAGGAAGAGGGGGCAGUACAGUGGCAGCAAAGAUUAUGAGAUGGAAAAACGGAUUUCAGAGUGGGUCGCCAACCUAUCCCUGGGCGAAGAAAAAGAAGUGGCGAUGUAUAUUCCCAAGGAUGAGCAAGAAGCCGCUAUGAAAAAGUGGGACGCAGAAGAAGAUGUCCUGAAGCGGCAGGCGUUGGAAGACGAGAAAAAAAUGGAGUGGAAACUGGCAGUGAUGAGGGAGAAGAAGAGGAGAGUGGACGCUGCAGCAGAUGCGGCGGAAGAAUUGGAGGAGGUAAAAAAGAUAGAAGAGCAAUUAGCUGCCCAGGAUGAACUCCCAAAGAAAAUGGAGGUCAUAGCCCGAAACGUUGCACGCUUAGCGCGAAUUCAGGCAGAGCAGUAUGACUUCAGUAGGAGUCAGCAUAUAGUUGUGCGUUCAAUACGAUUGGGAUUUCGGGACUUUGCUCGUGAGCUGGUGGGAGUUGUAGGAACCGAGGUGGGCCAUCGCCUCGACAAGACUGAGCGGUUUUGUGCUGGCGCCAUUGAAGGCGUCAAGGCGGCAGCUCCCAAGGAGGAGGAAGCACGUCCUCGCCGGGAGCCGGUCAAAGUCAAAUUCCCUGAUUCCUACAGUGGAAAACGGGAAGAAAACUUUGACAAUUGGGAGGCCAAUGUCAAGACCUAUGUGCAUUUGCAACAGGUCUCCCCGGAUCAGCAUGUUCUAAUUGAGAUCCACGCGCUUAGAGAUGAGGCCGCCAGCUUCGCAAGGUCCCUAGUUCGUGCUGCCAACUGCAAUUAUGAUGCAGUUGCGUACUCGUCGUUCACUCCCCUCAUCGAUUUCCUGAAGUUGCUGUGCGAGCGAUUUGCUGAUGUCGCUCGUAGUGUUAAAGCCUCAGAUAGGCUGCAGACGAUCCACUCUCGUCAGUGGAAGAGUGCCAGGGCACUCAAGAGCACAAUGGAUGAAUUAGUGGUUGUACCUGACCACGGGGUCACCGACACCCAGUUGGUUGCCCUCUUCUAUCGGGCUAUACCCGAAGCCUUUCGAGGGCACUUCUUCGCGAAGAGCGAAGACCCUGCCACCACUUAUGAUUCCCUUAGCCGUGAGGUGGUAGCCUUCGAGGCAAAGUCUGUGUCAGUUUCCACCUUCUGGCACAAGGACUUGGACAAAGGCAAGAAGUGGAAAGGCCGCACUAUCUCUGGGCAAGUGAAGACUAAGGAUAGUCUUGUCCUAACUUUAGACGAGGGUAGUGUGGAUGAGAUCCCCUACGACCAGAUUGAGUGGGGGUUAGAGGAGGAGGACAGCGGUGUGGGCCAGGGGAGAACUUACGCUGCUGUCGCGGCUAGAGGGAGGCCGCAAGGAGGAGGACGAGGCCAGGGCCAAGGGGGCCGGGCCUCAGGGAGCCGGUCUCAGGGCGAUCAGGGGGUUGGCGGCAGAGGAGGAAACGGCCAAGCGGGAGGAAGGGGUCAAGGCGAUGUCAACACUGCGCGUCUGUACCAUGUGUCAGGAGUAGAUAACUCCUUGGCACAUUGCUGCCUUAGUGCUCCUGCGUUUGCACGAUUAGUGAAAAAGGAGCAACUAGAAGAACAGGUUUUCAUAGCCUAUGUUAGGCCAGUCACUGAGCCUAAAGAAGAAGAGCCUAUAGACCCUGCUAUUGCCCAACUGCUUGAAGAGUUUAAGGACCUAGCUGAGUCGCCGACAGGAACAGUGUCGCGGCCCAUCCAGCACCGUAUUGAGAUAGAGCCUGGCAGUAGAACUCCUAAGGGCGUUGUGUAUAGGAUGUCCCCACGGGAGUUGGAGGAGCUUCGCAAGCAAUUGGACGAGCUCCUUGAAAAGGGUUGGAUUAGGCCCAGUUCGUCUCCUUUUGGAGCACCUGUUCUCUUUGUCCCCAAGAAGGAGGGAGAGCUAAGGAUGUGUAUAGACUAUAGAGGUCUGAAUGCUAUUACAUUGAAGAAUGCUGAACCACUGCCGAGGAUAGACGAUCUUCUAGAUCGAGUGCAGGGGUGCAAGUAUUUCUCUAAGAUAGAUUUGAAGUCCGGAUAUCAUCAGAUAGAGGUUCACCCUGAUGAUCAGUACAAGACCGCGUUCCGGACUAGAUAUGGGCAUUAUGAGUUUAUAGUGAUGCCCUUUGGACUAACCAAUGCGCCAGCAACUUUCCAGCGGUGUAUGAAUGACCUGUUUAGGCCUUGGUUAGAUAGGUUUGUCGUAGUUUAUCUAGAUGAUAUAUUAGUGUUUAGCAGGACCCUCGAAGAGCAUCAGGGUCAUCUCAGGCAGGUCCUGGAGAAGCUGAGGGAAGCUAACUUCAAGAUUAACGCAAAGAAGUGUGAGUGGGCGAAGACCCAAGUUUUGUAUUUAGGCCAUGUCUUAGAUGGAGACGGCAUCAAGCCCGAAGACAACAAGAUUGCAGCGAUUAGAGAUUGGCUGACACCACGUACGUUGACAGAGUUGCGGUCGUUCUUAGGCGUAGCGAACUACUAUAGGAAGUUUGUGAGGAACUUCUCCACCAUCGCUGCACCCCUUCGCAGAUUGCUCAGGAAGGAGACCAUCUGGAAGUGGGAUAAGGACUGCACGUCUGCUAUGAACAAGUUGAAACAGCAUUAAUAGAAUAUCCAGUCCUUAAGGUAGCCGAUCCAUCCUUGCCCUUUGUCGUCACUACGGACGCUAGUCAGUAUGGCAUAGGUGUU